This is a messenger RNA of Fonsecaea nubica, 375 nucleotides long. RefSeq lists its product as hypothetical. Lineage: Eukaryota; Fungi; Ascomycota; Eurotiomycetes; Chaetothyriales; Herpotrichiellaceae. The transcript is spliced from 4 exons. Bases 1 to 375 code for a protein of 124 amino acids. The record is from RefSeq and is a predicted model, not a curated record.
AUGUCUGUUCCAGAGUAUCGGGACCAAGGACCCUUGAAGGUCUCGGAGAGCUUGAGCCUUGAGCGUCUCGCUGGGAAAUCGGUGUUGAUUACUGGAGGUGCGGGUGGACUUGGGAAGGCAUAUGCCACAGCAUUCAUUCAAGCUGGUUCCUAUGUCACUAUUGCCGAUGUGAAUGAGGAGCUUGGGGCAGAGACUGUGGCCGAGUUGGGAGAAAACUCUCAAUUCAUCAAAUGCGAUGUUACCAACUGGGAUGACCAGGUCCGUGUCUUUGAAGCCGCGUCCAAGAAUUCACCACACAAAAGCUGCGACAUUGUCAUCGCAAACGCGGGAAUUGUCGGGCACGAUGAUAUGUUUACCCUCCAAGGCGAGUAUUAG